UGAAAUCCCUACAAUUGUUUUACGUCAAGUGCCCUACGAAAUAAAUCGUACUGUGCCAUUCUCUUUGCUCUCUGCUCUCCCGGCUUGCAGUUGGCGGGUUUCCUUAAUGUGACAAGUUGUCAGAGUAGCUUUUUAACUAGUUGACUAUAUAGAAUGAAUGCGGAACUAAAGAGAAAUUUAGAAUUAUUGGGGUUUAGCCCAGGUGAUUACGAAAAUUGUGACGAAUUUCAUCUCUUGCUAGAUGUAUUAUCAAAUAUAGAUUCUGGAAACAUUUUGACACGCGAAGAAGUGGAAUGUUUGGAAUAUGCAGAAGCUGUUGGAUUAGAAGAUGGGGAUGUUGCAAAAACAAUGCAAGAAAAUGGCAUAAAUGAAGAUGUCUUGGAUAUUGAUGAAACAGCUAUUGAAAAUCUUCAGAAGAAGUUGAGAUCUCUAGAAUCUUAUGUGUGGGAUAACUCAGUUGAUCAUCUAAGACAACAACGUGGUGCACUGAUUAAGACACAAAAAGAACUUAAAGAGAAAUUAGGUGCUGUUGAGGUAAAGGCUCAUAUCAGAAAAGGGGAAGAUAAAUGGAGACAGAAUUGGUUAGAGUUACAACUACUCUUUCAGGAAUUGAAUUCAAUAAACAGCAAUGAAGAUUAUGACUUUCCAUUUUCUGAAAAAGAUCUGAAUGGAUUUGUGGAGCUUGUUACACAACACGUGAAGACAACCUGUAACUGGAUUGGAGGAAGCACAUGUGGGGAGCUGCAAGAAAACAGAGAAUCAAGUGUUGCUGUUAAUAAUUAUGAUGCAGAAUCAGAUAUGUUGAUGCAGCUAGUAAUUGUGAAGCCUAGAUUGAAUCGUGCUCAGUACAGUAGUCUUCAGGGUAAAGAGAAUGAACACAUUGGACAUAACGAAAAACUGCUGAGGAUAGUGGAGCUUCAACUACAAGAUAUCUUGAGCAACCCAGUUAACGAAGACCUGGAUACAAAGAAAUUGGAGUCAUACUAUUCUGAUAUUUUAAAUUUAUCUGAUAAGCAAACAAAGCUUGAAAUUAAAGAAAAAGGAAUAUUGCACGUUCUUGAGUGCAUCAAAGCACAUCGAGAGACUUGCGUAGCUGCUUCUAAGACGUGUAUUGAUAUUCUUCAGAAACUGCAAGUUCUUGUGGACCUUAUGUAUGUUGUGAAAGUUCUUUGGGAUCAACCACGUGAUGCUGUACAUCAGUCACUAGUAUAUUGUUAUGAGUAUUUUCACCAAGAAAUGUCAAACAUGAAAGCGAGAAUUACAAGUCUUGAGGAACACAAGAAGAAAUUUGAAAUGCCAUUAGUUGAAAAAAAUGUACAUCCUCAAAUGCUACAGAUAUUGGCUAAGAAAUACUUUCCUACAGAGGAACAAAGUUUGCAAGAUUUCAUUACCAAAUAUGAAUAUGAGCUGGAUUUAACUAUUAGUGAGAAGAAAAAAAUUUUAAUUGGCAGUAAAGUGCAACUAUUAGAAAUUGAAAAAGAUAUAUCCAGAAUUGAGGAAGAUCUAGAUUUCAAUAUGGAGAAAUUGUCUCCAGUCUCAUUGGGAUUUACUGCAUCACUUGAAACAUUGCAGACCAGAAAAGAUGAGAGGGAAGAUUUAAAUACUUCAAUUGCCCUAAGUCCUAGGGAAUGGAGGCGGCGAUUGCUUUGGGUGUACUUUCUGACUGACCCAAAGAAACUUCAAGAUAUGAAAGAGGAGUUAGAAGGACGGGCUGGAAACAUUUCACCUAGCCCUCCUUCUUUUGUCAACAAUUUGCCACGUUUUGCGUCCACCCCCAAGGCUGAAGAUUAACUUGUUUCGAAUAUUUUUAGAAUUUUUUUGUCUCACUCAUUCCAAUAAAAUUUGUAAUGUAAUGAAAGUUUGUAUGAUAAAUGUAAUAAAAAUAUGUUGUGUGAUCUGUAAUACACUGUCUCUGCCGGAAGGAUGGGAAGGGACACGUCCAACUCCAUAUUUUCAAAGUUCAUGUCAUAGUAUUAUUUUUCUCUUUUUUUUCUAUAGACUUUCAGUAGAACUUUAUAACAAUGAUAUUUAUUUAUUAUAUAACAUUCAGACUGAUACAAUAAAAUUGCAUACACAAAAACUUUGUUCUUUAAUUUUACAAAGUUGAAAAUGCACUGUGAAAGUUAAAAAGGCAUACAUGUUAAAAAAGUUAAAAAUGCAAGUCGUAUUAUGAAGAUGCCUCCAACCUGGUGGGUAGAUGUUGGUUUACCCCCUUAACAUCUAAUGAUGAUUUCAAAUAAACACAUUGCUUGCUACUAUAACUCUCUGACCACUAUUGCUGCAGCAAUCGCAUCCUUAGCUGCCAUUCUUGUUUAGUAAUUUUAACUUAAUUUUUGUAGUGUGGUACUGAAUUCAUGAAUAAAUGCAACAUAAUCUGACCUUUUCUUAAUAUAUCACAUGCACAUCAAUGAAUCAUCUUUGAAAAAAAAAUUGGUUGUGAUGGAAAUGAAAAUUCUGAGGUUCUAGGAUUUAAAAACAGUAGUGUUAAUUAUCUAGGCUAAUCAAUGCCAACCCGAUAAUCAUUGCAAAUUCUACACUGUAAUAUUGGAUGUAGGAACAAAUUAAGAGGAAAGAAUCGAACAAUUUCAAGGAAAAAGUGAACCAACGUGUGCACACCUUAUAAAUGUAGAUUUAAAGAACUCAGUUUCAGAAUCUGAACUACAAAAACAGUGAUUAAGUAUUAAAAGAUUGUAAAUAAAGUAAAUUUUUUAUUUUUAAUGUUCUAUGGUUGAGAAACACCAGGAUGUUCAUUGUAUAAAAUUAUAAAAUAAAUCCUUAAGUUUUGUAAUCCUUUUAUUUUCAACUCUGA
Molecule: messenger RNA, 2809 nt
Organism: Gryllus bimaculatus (two-spotted cricket)
Lineage: Eukaryota; Metazoa; Arthropoda; Insecta; Orthoptera; Gryllidae
Source: the annotation of a GenBank genome assembly